AUGGGGAGUCGAGUGCGUAAUUCUUUCCCUGCCAGUACAAAGCCUCUGCACUAUCAAGACUCCUACAGUGCCUCCCCGUGGCAAUGCAUGGAUACUGAGGGCAUUCACCUCAGGCUGAUCUGUCGGAGUAUCAGGGACCCCAGAGAUGCAGUGUAUGACUUGGGAGAGCCAAAGGCUAUGGGAGUAAACCCAGAAAGAAAAUCCGGGGAGAAGGAGCUCGUUAGCAUUGGGUUGCAAUCAUCUAUGGGAAGGACAACCCAGAAAGAAAACCCGGGCCAACAGAGUGGAGACUUGAGCCAAAACUCAGGCAAUAUGACAUCUUCUACGAGAUUGAUUAAAAGUCUUCUAAGGCCGAAAGAAAAACUUCGUGUUGGAGCAUGGAAUGUUCGCACGAUGUACGAAACAUCAAAGACAGCACAAGUUGCUGAUGAAAUGCAGAGAUACAAGUUAGAUAUGCUUGGAAUAAGCGAAUGCAGAUGGAUUAAAUCAGCAAAUCACCAAACACUGCUUGAAUGGGAACCAAUUAGUGAUAGAUUAAUUAGAGCAAGAUUCAACUCCAAGUACUGUAAACUGACGAUCAUACAAUGCUAUGCACCAACAAAUGAUGCCGAAGAAGAAGUGAAAGAUGAAUUUUACGAGCAGCUACAGAUGGUUGUCUCCAAAGUCCCCCGGCAUGACAUGCUACUGAUAAUGGGAGACAUAAAUGCAAAAGUGGGUUCUGACAACACUGACUGUGAGAAAUCUAUGGGCAAACAUGGCUGUGGAAUUAAGAAUGACAAUGGAGAGCGCUUCAUUUACUUCUGUCUCAACAACAAACAAACGAUAGGAGGCACAAUAUUUCCUCACAAGGAUAUACAGAAGCUCACGUGGAAAUCUCCAGAUGGUAGAAUAACAAACCAGAUUGAUCACAUAACUGUAAACAGCAAAUGGCGCUAA
Molecule: messenger RNA, 936 nt
Organism: Saccostrea cuccullata (small rock oyster)
Lineage: Eukaryota; Metazoa; Mollusca; Bivalvia; Ostreida; Ostreidae
Product: craniofacial development protein 2-like
Exons: 4
Coding region: 1-936 (311 amino acids)
Biological process (GO): chromatin remodeling
Cellular component (GO): nucleus
Source: RefSeq, a predicted model, not a curated record